This is a messenger RNA of Hevea brasiliensis (rubber tree), 1618 nucleotides long. Its product is annotated as flavin-containing monooxygenase FMO GS-OX-like 9. Gene Ontology annotation, molecular function: N,N-dimethylaniline monooxygenase activity; flavin adenine dinucleotide binding; NADP binding. The record is from RefSeq and is a predicted model, not a curated record. The transcript is spliced from 7 exons. Bases 74 to 1465 code for a protein of 463 amino acids. NCBI's taxonomy places the organism in Eukaryota, Viridiplantae, Streptophyta, Magnoliopsida, Malpighiales, Euphorbiaceae.
UCACCUACGCACAUUUUCAUACGCACCAACCAAUUAGCCACCUUUCUUGCCACACGAAAACAGAGAAAAAAAAAUGGUCUCUGAGCUGAGCCUAUCGAAAAAUGUCUGUGUGAUUGGCGCCGGACCGUCGGGGCUAGUGGCGGCUCGAGAGCUGAGGAAAGAAGGUCAUAAGGUGGUGGUUUUGGAGCAAAAGCAUGAUGUUGGUGGGCAAUGGUUGUAUGAACCAAAUGUAGAGAAAGAAGAUCUUUUAGGGAGGAACAAGUUCUUAGAAGUGCAUAGUAGUAUUUAUGCUUCUCUUAGAUUAAUAUCCCCAAGGGAGAUCAUGGGUUACACAGAUUUCCCAUUUUUGAUGAAGAAGGGUAGAGACACGAGGAGAUUUCCUGGGCAUAGGGAGCUUUGGUUGUACCUUAAAGAUUUUUGUCAUCACUUUGGGUUAAGGGAGAUGAUAAGGUUUAAUACUAGGGUAGAGUAUGUGGGCAUGUUGGAUUAUGGUGAUCAGUUUAAGCAAGAUUUGAAAUGGCUUGUGAAGAGCAGAGCAGAGGAAAACAAUGGAAAUUAUAAGGAGGUGGAAGAGGUGUUUGAUGCAGUGGUUGUCGCUACUGGUCAUUAUUCUCAUCCUCUGACGCCUACCAUUAAAGGAAUGGAUACAUGGAAGAGGAAGCAAAUGCACAGUCAUAUUUACAGAGUUCCAGAGCCAUUUCGCAACGAGGUAGUUGUGGUUGUGGGGAAUUCAUUCAGUGGGCAAGAUAUAUCCAUGGAGCUGGUAAAAGUAGCAAAGGAAGUCCACCUCAGUGCCAAAUCCCUUGAUAUCACACUGGGUUUAUCCAAAGUCAUCUCUAAACGUGAAAAUCUCCAUCUUCGUCCACAGAUAGAAUCCCUUGAACAAGAUGGCAGGGUUGUAUUUGCAGAUGGGUCUCAGGUCACUGCUGACACCAUCUUAUACUGCACAGGGUACACAUACACAUUCCCAUUUCUUGACACUAAAGGAAUGGUAAGUGUGGAAGAUGGUGGUAGAGUGGGACCUCUGUAUGAGCAUACCUUUCCUCCAUCACUUGCUCCCUCUCUGUCUUUUGUAGGCAUACCUAGAAAGAUCAUAGGGUUCCCUUUCUUUGAGUCACAAGCAAAAUGGAUAGCUCAACUGCUAUCUGGGAAAAGAAGACUUCCAUCAUGGGAUGACAUGAUGCUUGCCAUUAAGGAAUUUCAUCAAUCAAGGGAUGCUGCCGGUGUUCCUAAGCAUAAAACCCAUGACAUUGCAGAUUUUGAGUAUUGUGACAGAUAUGCAGAUCAUGUUGGAUUCCCACACUUGGAAGAAUGGAGGAAACAGCUCUGCUUAUCGGCCAUAGUAAAUGCUGAUGCCAACUUGGAGACAUACCGUGAUUCCUUGGAUGACCAUGACCUGCUUCAAGAGGCUUUUCAAAGUACUCAUUUCACUCCACUACUUGGGGUUCCAGAUUUCACUGUUUAGACUUAUUUUCUGUGUUUUGGUUAGACCACUCUUUUCAAUAUCUAUCCAUCCAUGAUUCAUUGUUUAAUGUGGAAGGGAAAAAAACUUGACUGUAAUUUAAAUCCAAAAAAAUAUAUAAAUAUAAUUGAAACCACUUUGUCUCUGAACCUUCUA